Striga hermonthica is the source of this 879-nucleotide messenger RNA. The record is from the annotation of a GenBank genome assembly. NCBI's taxonomy places the organism in Eukaryota, Viridiplantae, Streptophyta, Magnoliopsida, Lamiales, Orobanchaceae.
AUGGAUGUUACUUUUCAGUCGUUUUCGGAUCAUUCUUACUCGGCCGGCGGCUAUUGCGGGCUGUCGGAGCUAUUGGACGACAAAAGCAGCUCGCUAGGGUUUGUGGAGCUCCUCGGCGGGAACGACGUGGGGCCCUCUGUUUUUGAUGUCUUUGGAGAUGAGCCGUUGAUUUGCUUUCCUGAUGAUCCGAAGAUGGAGGUUCGUGGGCCGGUGGAGGAGGGGUUUAAUGCGCCGGCCACACCGAAUACUUCCUCUAUUUCGUCGGAGUACUCCGGGAAUGAUCACGAGCGGACCAAAGAAGAUGAAGACGAAGAUGAUGAAGAAGAAGAAAAAGACCAAGCAGAAGAGGAAAAUCAAAAGACUAAGAAGAUGUUGAAAGCAAAGAAAACGAGUCAUAAGAGGCAGAGAGAGCCAAGAUUUGCUUUCAUGACAAAGAGCGAGGUUGAUCAUUUGGAAGAUGGUUAUAGGUGGAGAAAAUACGGCCAAAAGGCUGUCAAAAACAGCCCUUUUCCAAGGAGCUAUUAUAGAUGUACAGAUUCAUCCUGCAAUGUGAAGAAAAGGGUGGAGAGAAAUUCAAACGAUCCAAGCAUUGUAGUGACUACGUACGAAGGCCAACACACCCACCCGAGCCCACAUGUGCCCCGGCCCAUCCACGCACCGCAGCCCUAUUCGGGCUUCUCAUCCGACGAUACGGCCCAUUUGCCCGCUCUAGCUCACAAUCAGCAAUAUCUAAUCAACAACUACUCAUCCGCUAUCUUCAACUCAUUCGGCUACAACGUUUGCUCUAAGCCGCCAAUGUCUUCUGCUUUGCCGACCGUGGACCAUGGGCUUCUUCAAGAUGUCGUGCCGUGGUCCGCUAUUAAGAAGGAAGAGCAGUGA